GUUUUCGUGUUGUGUGUUUUUGUUGAUAGGGUUUGUCGGUUCGAUUCCAUUCUGAUUUAAAGUUAACUGGCAGGUGAGUUAACAGGCGGCGAAAUGUCCGUUUUUGCCUUUUGUGGCGAAUUGACUUAGGCGGGGAGUGUGAAAGUCGGUGUUUUUUGACUGGUUUUUUAUUUGUUGAAGAGCAAUGCUGAUUGUUUUGCAUUUUAAUGUUUCUUUGGAAUUUAUUGUUUUUUAUUCGCCCUAUUGAUUUAUAAAAUAACUUUUUUUUUGUUCUUAGCCAUUCUAAAAUAUAAUUAAUAUUUCCUAUCGAUUUUUACAUUAAUUUGUUAUGAGCUGGCUUGUACAUAUUAUCGCAAAAAGCAAAUUUAAUUAUUUCCUUUUAUUAAAAGUCAAUUUUUGUUAACCUUAUUAAACCGAUAAUUAAAUUAAUGCUCUUUCAACUUCUAGAAGCAGUCAGAAAUUUUCGUGUUCAAGAACUUCAACAAUUAGUCUCAAGUUUUAAAUAUCCAAAAAUUGGAAAGAAAAACGAACUUAUUAGUCGGGCAGAUUCACUACUUAAAAAUCCAAGAUUUCAAGCUAGCGCUGUAGCAAAAGUUCACGAGAUCCAGGCAUCUAAUCGAAUUCGUGACAGUUCACAACCAUAUCCUUCUCAACCCGAAAGAGGACUUGGAAAUCAACAACUUAACGGAACAAUGCCUAAUAAUCAAAUGCAUCCAUCAAAUCAGCAACCAGGAAUUUAUGGUUUUAAUGCUGCUGCUCCACCAAUGUCUCAAUUUCCAGGGGGAUUUGGAAAUUUUAUGAAUUAUGCGGCUGCUUAUGGACAGCAAUUUCAAGGAGGCCCUGCCUAUCAGCCUAACAACUUUAGUCAGUCAUUGCCACCUCAAAAUCAGCCUCACUACAUUCCUCCGCAGCAUUCUCAGGGAGGAUUGGUUCGCAAUUUGCGUACAGUUGAACUUCCGUUUUAUGAUCUUUUUAAGGUAAUUGUCCCGAUGACAGAACUUCCAUCUUAUCCUGUUCCAACUCGUCCUGGUGAAGGUCGUUUCUCUUGUACUUUUGGUGUCUCCGCAGACGAUAUCGGUAAAUUGUCAUAUCCUGAAGACCAAAGACUGCCGAGAUAUGAGCUUCAGUUACGAAUGUUUCUUUUGGAAAAUUCCGAGGAACAGCCCGAUGCUUUUCCUCCAGGCUCUGCAGUUCGAUUGGAUGAUUUUAAUGUUAAUCUUCCUGCAAUUAUACCAACAAACAAACCAAAUGCCGAACAUAAGCGUUAUUCUCGACCGGUUUUGCUUGUUAAACGGGUUAAUUCUGAUAUUCUUCUUGCACGUAUUCGUGAAAAUCCGAACGCAUCACGCCCAGCUUCUACCACUAGAGAUAAUAUUAUUCGACGUCUCAGUGGUGAUGAAGAUGAUGUUCAAAUGGAUUCUUGCAAGAUUUCUCUAGUUGAUCCGCUUGGUCGUAUGCGCAUUAAAAUUCCUUCUCGUGCUGCCGAUUGUACUCAUUUACAGACCUUUGAUUUAUACAACUAUUUGAUGAUGAACGAAAAGCGACCUGGUUGGAAAUGUCCAGUUUGUGACAAGAAUGCCAUUUACUCUAAAUUAAUUAUUGAUAAAUACUUCGAAGAUGUACUUAAAAGCGUCAGCAGUUCUGUUGAGGAGAUUGAAUUACUCCGUGAUGGUUCAUGGGGUCUUCCAAAGGUCAAUGAUACAAUUUCUUUGUGUAGUGAUGAAGACGCCGCAAUGGCUGAUGCGGACGAUGAUGAUAUUAUGAUUGUGGAUCCUGCUAAAACUAAGCCAUCCAAAACUGUUGAUAAGAAAAAGACAGACAGUGUUUCAACUGAAAGUGUCGCUCAUCAACAAGAACCACCGCAACCAACUGUGAUUAUUCCAAAAACGUCGGUUAUUGAACCUAAACAACAACGAACCUCAUCUUCUAAUACAUCGAAUGCGCCAAAGAAGAAACCGGUAAGUUUUUCUAAAUGUUAA
Meloidogyne enterolobii is the source of this 1979-nucleotide messenger RNA. The record is from the annotation of a GenBank genome assembly. NCBI's taxonomy places the organism in Eukaryota, Metazoa, Nematoda, Chromadorea, Rhabditida, Meloidogynidae.